GAACACACACUGAGCUGUGAGGAAGUUUCUAUCAGUGUGUGUUCAUGUGUUCGUGGGUUCACGUGUGUGUGUCCGCCUCCCUCCCUUCAUUUCCUCAAUCCCACUCCACGGGUAUUCAGCGGCACGGGAAACAAACUCACUCACGAGCAGCUGACGACGAUGACAGGUAAGAUAACUCCUGAGGAAUUCACGACAUUUGAGGUUUUUGUAGAUUUUCGCGAUAACUUGUGUUACGUCAAAGUGUGCGGCUGUCAGAGGACUAAAACCACCGACCAACAAGACUGAGUCCACACCGACAGAGAGCUGCUGUUGCUCCGUGAAAAAAAACGUGUUUUUAACAGAUUCUUACACAACAGGACAAACCGAGCUUUAGUUCAGACACUGAAGUCACAUAAUCGACUCGAACACGGAGGAAUUUCCCGCGCUGAACGGUUUAAAAUGGCGUCAAAGUAAAAAAAAACCUUUGUUAAAAAUGUUAGAUCUGAAAUGUAUAUUUGUGUUUGUUUGUAUAAAUGUGUUAUUAUCACGUUAAUCGAUCCGAAAAGUGGCUGAUUCACCUGAGAGCAGGUGGAAUCGCAGCGCUGCUAUGAUGGUCGUUUCCUUUUGCUGCAUUUAAGGACUGUCGGACUUACGGGCACCGCAUAAAAUACAUGAUAAAUCCGUGUUUAUAUGGAAGUAUAUCUGUGCCAUCUGAUUAUGAAUUUGAAUUCUUAAAGCCGAAUUUUUUUUUUGCAUUAAAAUCAGACUUUGAAUUUCAAAACCAUCGAAUUUCAAGCGCGCAUUUUUAUUUCUUGUACAGUUUUUUCUCCCACAAUGAUGAAAUAAAUUCAGUGUAAAAAAAAAAACAGUCUCUGAAAAUAUUUGUAAAAAUUCAACAUAGAAAAAUUUCAUUGUCAAAUAAUUCCGUGUAAAAAAAAUCAGUCUCGUAAAAUAUUUGUGUAGUAAAAAUUCGACCACAUCCGGGAAAGCUCCGAUCUGGAACGGCUCUGAUUUUCGCCGUACGCCAAUUCCUACCGGAUCCGUUUGUGAGGUAAAUUUCGUGGCAGAUUAUGGACAGCAGGAAUCACGAAAACUCACAAGAACCUGCGGAUAACGUGACAUCACGUGAUAACAAGUUGUCUUCAGCCACUUAGACUAACCUUAUAAGCAGUAGAUUGUGUCCUUCCAGAGGAGGAAAUCUACUUCUAGACUUCUAGAAUCAGCAUCUCCUCAUCCAUGGUGUCAUCGGGGUGAAAUGACGUCUAAAAACCUUUCACUUGUUCAUCCCCCCGGAGUGUUUUAUUUUGAAAAGAAGCCAGAUGUUUUAUUUUGUGUCUGUGCCCGACUUCCUUUCCAGCACGGGUUCAUCUGUGCUGAAUUUAUCCGCCAUGCUCCGGCGUCUGGAAAAUAUAGAACUCUUGCGAGCAGCUGAGGAGUCCGAUGAUCCGCAGAGGAACGGAAAGAAGUCGGUGUAAAUUGACACGUUAACUUGAAUGGUUACGAUCAGCUACGAUUGGAGGAUACAACCUUUUUGUAACCGUGGAAAUUGCCCGUUUUGGCGACUUCAGAAACUCUAAAAUUCUAGAGACAUUUAAAGGGUCAACGAAUAGGAAGGAAUGAGGCUAGGUACAAAAAAGCUAAACAGCUUCUACCUUCUCCUUUUCGAUCUCCAAAAAAUAGUGAAUUUCUUGUCUAAAAUUGUGCUGUAUGUAUAUUUGAUCGGAUAAACGAUCUCUCUUUCUCACUUUGGUUUGACUUCGCACGCCUCUUUAGCUAACCUUCAGCCUCCUGUCUGCUGAGGGCGUGGGCGGGGCCAGGAUGAGUGAAGAGCUGCUAUUGGAGGAGACGCUCAUUAAGCGAUCGCAGCAGAAGAAGAGGACGUCGCCGCAGAAUUACAAGGAGCGACUGUUCGUCCUCACCAAGAGCCGGCUGACGUACUACGACGGAAAAGCAGAGGUCGGAUUUACGGGGCGAUUCCGUUCGCUUGUUGGUGUCUUUAUUUAUGCAACUGGAAACUGAAAAAAUUGAAGGACUUCUGUCGUUGAUUCGUGAAAACGUUGAUGUCCAUCCACAGAAAAGGUUCAGGAGAGGCUGGAUCGAGCUGAGCCAGAUCAGGUGUGUGGAGAUCGUCAAGAAUGGAGGAGGAAUCAUCCCCUGUCAGAACAAAUAUCCGUUUCAGGUACGGGUCCACAACUUACGCACUCAGCUCCCUCUGGACUCUUCUGUGAAUUUUACUUUAGUUUUUGAAAGUGGUUUUUGUGAAACAGAAAAAAACUAGAUGAGUCAGGAAGGUCUCGUGGUCAGAGGUAGAUGAGCUACGGUUUUAGCUAACUGGACUACUGUCCUUGUCCCAGUGGUGAGAUGUCGUCUUUCAGCUUGUUCCUAUUUGCCGUCUCACCAUGUACCAAAACAAUCAACAAACAAGUCAACAAAGUGCAAACAGACUGUACGGUAAACCAUAACAAACCAUUCAGCCCAGUCUUACUACCUGCUUCCCUUCUUCUUCUUCUUCUUCUGUGGAGGUUUUGUUUACUACUCGGCUUCCUGCAAACAUGAUUUUUCUGUUUAACUUCUGGGUCAUAAACUGUGGAACACGUGCAGAACAUUUAGGCCAGUUUCAGUCCAACAUCCGAGAGAAAAACCCUAUUGAGAGAUGAAUGUUGCCGACCGCUUACUUCUCUAGUUAUACCAACUUUAGGAACGACCGCAGGAUAGAAAUACAGAGAGCCACGCCCCCAACCAAAACGCCACUCUAUAGCCACAAAUAAUGCUCAGAACAGCACUUAACUUCAUCAACAGGACAUAUAGGGUCACAGACAUAGUACUAGACACCAAACAUCUUUAUAACUUUGACUCAUUUCUUUAGCAAAGAGACUAAACACAACUCACCUACUCUCUUCCAGCAGACGCUUGUUUGUAGAGAGACCUCAGGCCAGAACAUUACGGACUACAGCGGGGUGCUGCAGCUCAAGGAAGAACAUUUAUGAUCAUUUCUUCAUGGAAAUACAAUCAAACUGAGACGCUAAGACAGAAGAACUACCGCGUCUGUAAAAUGAUCAAUAUGGUGAUUAUUACUUCAAGGAAAUGAUAAAGAAAUGAUCAUAAAUGUUCUUCCUUGAGCUGCGGCACCCCGCUGUCGUCCGUUACUAAAGUUGACUGUUGACUGUUUAUAGAAUGGACGCCGUCUGCCAAGAGCUUUUUGGCUUCAAAUCCGCAUACCGGCAUAAGGCAGAACCAAGUUGUCCAGAGUAUAGACGGUCUAUGGUCUGUAGUAACUGCCCGGUGUUAGCUAACAAUGCUAGAAGAGCUAAUGACUCAUUUGUUUGAAUAAUGACCAACAGUUAAAAGUGGAAUCAGAUGGUUAAUCUUUUUGGCCUUUAGUGGUUUUACCAUAAAAAUAUGAAAUAAUGAUUCAUAUGUUGUUAUAAAAUCACUUCAUUGGUUUCUUUGACCAGGUUUGUGUUUCUUGUUUUAGGUCGUGUACGACACCAACACUCUCUAUGUGUUUGCUCCAAGUCAUGACAGCAGAAGUCUGUGGGUCCAGAGCCUUAAAGAUGGUUGGUAUCUAUUCUAUUCUACUCUAUACUCUCCUAAUUCUGUUCCAUUCUAUCAUAUUCUAUUGCGGCGUUCGAGUUACCGCAGAAGUCAGAUGUCGGAGCUGAAAAUGACGUCACACCAGAGUUCCCAGGGUUUCAGUUACCAAGUCGGAAAAAAGGAAAAUCGGAGGCCUGAAACAAGAUGGCUACAUCUAUGCAAGUUAUUUUAGCGCUUGCCUUGUCCGAAUAUUAGGAAAGCGAUAAAAUAACACUAGAUGUAGCCAUUUUGUUUCUGCGUCCGAUUUUGCUUUUUUUUCCGACUUGGUAACUGAAACGCUGGGAACUCUGGUGUGACGUCAUUUUCAGCUCCGACUUCUGACUUCCGAGGAAACUCAAGUGCCGCAUAGAUUGUCCUUCUUCUAUUUCUUUUUCUAUUCUGUUUUAGUUUAUUGGGUUUUUUUCUAUUCCAUUGAGCACUGUCCUAAUUCUGUUCUAUUCUGUUCUUGUGGUCAGGUAAUAAAUUUAGCCCACUCUGUUCAGUGUUCGAUGCUCUGCAAAGAUCUUUUCACACUUCGACCACAACCGUGCAAAUAGUUUUCACACUUAUUUCCCAUCAGCCUCUGCAGUUUCCACCGCUCUCCUCUGCUAUUUUCACUCAGUGAUUCGGACUGAAGUCACUGAUAUUAAGUCUCACAGAUGAGUUUAUGUAUUUAUGACAUCAUUUGUACCUUUUAUGGCUCCAGUGACCUUUGAGUGAACUCACCCACACUGUUAGGAAGUCUGAACCUGAUCAGAUCUAAACGCUCUCAUGAUAGAGUUUUUUUAAGGGCGUGGCUGCCCAAAAUAAACCAAUCACAAGUGUAAUGUCUUGUCUAUGAGAAUCUUGAAAACAGAUUUUUUCACUCUAGUAGAAAUUUAGUAGCUAAGAUUUUAGUGAAUUAGAGAAAACUUUCACCAUCCAAACAGCAGCGCAUGAACUGAUGAGUCAGCAUUUUUAAGCUCCAACCAGGAUGGAGACCGCCAAAGUGACGUACUUAAAGGUGGGGUCGGCAGGAUUCUGUUAAAGAAGCAGCUUUUUUUGUGGUGUAUUUACAAAAAAUCUUCUAAUAUCAGUCAAUAGUUAUUAGUUAUUGAUGACAUUUGGUAAUAUAUCGAUAUCUCUGUGUUCUCUUAUGUCUGUGUCGUCAACAUUUGAACAUUUUUGAGCGGUCCGCUCUUUCUGACUGUAAACAAAGCCGUUCUCCACCUCCUCUAACCUGAUUGGUUAAACAAAACAGUCAACAAGAAAACAGUCAACAAGAAAACAGUCAGCAGGAAAACAGUCAACAAGAAAACAGUCAACAAGAAAACAGUCAGCAGUAAACCAGUCAACAAGAAAAAAGUCAAGGAGUAAAAAGUCAACACUAAACCAGUCAACAAGAAAAAAGUCAAUAAGAAAACAGUCAACAAGAAAAAAGUCAAUAAGAAAACAGUCAACAAGAAAACAGUCAAUAAGAAAACAGUCAAUAAGAAAACAGUCAAUAAGAAAACAGUCAACACAAAAACAGUCAACAAGAAAACAGUCAGCAAGAAAACAGUCAAUAAGAAAACAGUCAACACAAAAACAGUCAACAAGAAAACAGUCAGCAAGAAAACAGUCAAUAAGAAAACAGUCAACAAUAAACAGUCAGCAAGAAAACAGUCAACACAAAAACAGUCAACAAGAAAACAGUCAACACCAAAACAGUCAACAAGUAAACAGUCAGCAAGAAAACAGUCAACAAUAAACAUGGGGGACGCUUGGGGAUCAACAAGGUGACCCUGUAACCUUUCUGCUGGACAGGUAAACCGCUUUAACAAAGUAAGACAAGUGUCUGUAACAGAAGUGUUUCUUGUCAACGGACCUGCUGUAGCGUGUUGUACGCCAUCGUAAACAGUCAGCAAGAAAACAGUCAACAAUAAACAGUCAAGAAACAGUCAACAAGAAAACAGUCAACACCAAAUCAGUCAACAAGAAAACAGUCAACCAUAAUCGGUCAACACCAAAACAGUCAACAAGAACCAUUAAUACAAGGGGUAAUCAUAAACAGUCAAGAGACAAAAUACUUUUAACUGAGCUUUAUAACAUUUCUGCUCCCCCGUGUCGUUCAGGAGCCCAAACAAAGUUAGCGUGCUACAAUAUCGGACAGUAGAAACCAACCAGAAAGUUCGGAAAAUUGUCUGAAUCUGCUUUUCUUUGGCCACGACUGCCGACACAAGCAAGAAAACAAAGUAAAUACCGGAGACUCUGGAGGAAUAACGGGCGCUUAAAACGGAGGUAGACCGGACAAGAGCUAAAAAGCCGGGUCAACAUAAACCAUGGGGGACGCUUGGGGAUCUUGGUGACCCUGUAACCUUUCUUUCUCAUAUCUGAUUUUUUCAUCUAAGUGUGAACAGGUCAAUUCUGAUUGGUUCUAAUCCGACCCAGGCCUCUUCUGUAUGUGGAUAUAAAUCGGAUAUGUAUCCGAUGUGACUGCAGUGUGACGCUCAGGUCGCGUUCAUCCGACCUAUACGUCGUCAAUAUGCGACAAACGUCACCAUUGUUCGACGACACAAACAGGCGCGGAAGGCAUUUAGUGUUUUGUGCGCAUGCGGGUCACUUCACAGACGCAUUCCAUUGUUGUAAUGUGAACGACCGCACAAAAAGAUCGGAUUUAACAAAAAAGUCGUGGCCUUAUUGCCCUCGACUUCGUUGUAUACUGCCCCCAAGUGGCCAAAGAUUAAAUCUUAAACUGAACCCUGGAGACUGAACUCCCUUCUGAUCUUUUUUUGUUGUUGUUUUGUUUUGUGCAGAGAUCAGAGACAAUCUGGUCAUCAUGGCAAAGUUCCACCCUCAGUUCUGGCAGGAGGGGGCGUGGCUUUGCUGUCGUCAGGCGGAAAAACAGGCUCUGGGCUGCGAGGAGUACAACCUGUUUGGAGACAGUAAGUGAAACCUCGCACGACCACGGUCACCUUAAAUGAACAAACAAGAGUAAUACUACCAUGAGAAAUACUGCUAAGUGCUGAUUUAAGUGUCUUUUUAGGAUUUUUAGAGGUUGUUAGAAUAUUUUAGGAGUUUAGGCUCGAACUGUUUGGAGUAAAAUCAGGAUAAUGAUGAAGACUGUUGGAAUAAAACAGCCGUGAAGCUGCUUCAUGAAGCUGACAGAAACCAGUUUUAAGGGGAUUUUUUACAGUAAGGAGUCAAACUUCUGCACUUUUAAGCCUCUUAAAUGUCAGAUCAGCAUUUUUGAAACUUUUCGCCCCAAACGUUUCCAAAACAGAGAGUCAUCAGCUGCAGUCAGACGAGAGCGCAGCAGUGUUUCCAGUCAGAGAUCAGUUCUUCUUGUGGUUUUGACUCGACAGAAGUAAAACCUUAAAAAGGAGAAAAGAAGCAGAAAUGAAAACAGACGCCGGAGCUCGUCGCACCGAACAGCUGCGCCGUUUUAACACGCUUCUCAGUCAACGGUCACCCGCAAUGAGCUGAGAGGUGGAGUAAAUAUUCGACAGCAUGAUGUCGAGGUUUGAAAAGAAACUGAGUUAAUUUUGCAGAAGCAGAAACUCCAGAUUCAGCGAGCGUGAAAGACAAACAGGAAGUCACUGUGGAAAGUCUAAAUUUAAGGCGUGAGCGUGGUCAUCAGCUCUUUAUCAACAGUGUUACAUAAGACAGGCGGGUGGGGGGUAGGGGUCAAAGGUCACGGCUGUACACAAUAAGAGAUAAGUGUGAAAACAGUAAGAGACUCUUUCUGCUCCUGUCUCAGUUUCUAGGAAACCUUUACCCCCGAUCCCUGGAGAGGAGCCAGCAAAAGAAAGGGUAAUACACACACACACACGCACGCACGCACGCACGCACGCACACACACACGUCUGUAUUUAUACCUGAAGUCUACCUGGUGUUUCCUUCAGCAGCGGCGGCGAGCCCCGCCCGCCCCUCCCUCCGGUCAAGAGGAUGUCUUUGAAGAAGAGGAGGAAGAGGAGGAAGAGGAGGAGAUAGUGGUGGCGCUGUACGACUUUGCCGGUACCGAGCUACACGACCUGAGUCUGGUGAAGGGAGGCGAGUACGUCAUCCUGGAAAAGUUUGAUGCCAACUGGUACAAGGCGCGCAACAAGUACGGGUGAGUGAGCGCCAAAGUUUGGACGUUUGUCUGAAAUCGUUUUUUUCUGGGUUUUCUUUCUCUGACUCCGACACUGUUUUUGUUUCUGUGUGUCUGACAGAGAGGAAGGCUACAUCCCCAGUAACUAUGUAACCGAGAAGAAAUCCGGAAACCUGGAGCAGUUUGUGUGCGUUUGUUAAUCAUUUCACACUGAAUCAACAGUCAACAGUUUUGUUUUCAAGUUAGAGCUGCAGACCGAGGAGGAUCAGGAAUCUCUGCAGAUUAAACAAUUACAGAGGCGCAAAUGUACGGUGGCCGAGAACUGCCACUGCUGCAAAUGAAAAAAAGGAUGCAAAAAAAAAAAAAAACCAACAAAAGUUACUGAUGCAAAAAAAAAAAAAAAAACAAAAAAAAACAAACAACAAAAAAACAAAAACAAAACUAAAGCCUGCUGCAAUUAAAAAAGGAAACGGUGCAUUAAAAAAAAAAUGAUGACGCAAGAAAAAAGUGGCGAUGUAAAAAAAUAAAAUAAAAAAUGAAGCCGAAGCCUGCUGUAAAUAAAAAAAGAAACAGUGCAAUAAAAAGAAAAAAAAAAGCCACAACGGACGUUAACGCCACAAAAAAAAAGGAAGCGAUGCAAAAGAAAAAAAAGAAAAUAAAAGGAUGCACAUUUUAAAAAAGCCACAAAAAAAGUUAACGACACAAAAAAGUUGCAAUGCAAAAUAAAAAAAAAAUUACUUACUGUGAAAAUAAAAAGAUGCAAAUAAAAAAAGCCAUGACAGAAGUUAACGAAGCAAAAAAAAGUGGCGAUGCAAAAAAAAAAGAAAAAAAAAUUACUCACUUCCGAUGUGGCUUUUUGUAUUUGCAUCCUUUUAUUUUUCGUUGUAAUAAUUUUUUUUUGCAUUGACACUUUUUUUUUGCGUCAUUAACUUCAGUUUAAAAAAAAAAAAAUCUGCACCGUUUCUUGUUUUUAUUUGCAGCGGGCUUCGGUUUCUUUUCUUUUUUUUCCAUCAGUAACUUCCGUUGUGGCUUCUCUCUUUUUUUCCCCUUUUUUUUAUUUGCAGUAGUGGCGGUUCUCAGCCACCGUACAAAUGGACCAAAGCUGCAGCAAAACAAAUAUGUUCUGAUCACGUGAAGUCAUUCUCGAUAUCUAUGUUCAUGUUUUCCCUCUAGCUGGUACAGUAAACACGUCAACAGGAACAAAGCUGAGGAGCUGCUGAGGAAAGAGGUGAGCUCAUCUGCCAACUUCCAGAAUCAUCUCCACUUUCGUUUCUUCCACACUUCUGUCGGCAUUUCUUGUUAAUUUCUCUCUUUUCAAACGUAUUUCUGUCCUUUCUUCAGUUUUUGUUCUUGUUACUAAACACACACACACUUCCUGUAGUUCCUCAAGAGUGACAGACGUGAGUCAAUCCCCACAGAGUUCCAUGUAAAAAUGUCUCAAACUGUAAAAGCCGAGAAAAAAAUUUCUGCAACAAACCAUCAAUGAAAGAACGACGACGACGACUUUGUUUCAUAAAAUAAAAUUUUAAAAAAGAAUCAAAAAAUGUGUAUUUUAAAAUCACAUAAACUAAAUGUGUCAAAUCUCACCGACCUGUGUUCAUCUGUGUGUCGCCCCCUGCAGGACAAAGAAGGAGCCUUUAUAGUCAGAGACUCGAGCGACGCGGGAACUUACACAGUCUCUCUCUAUACCAAGUCUCCUGCAGGGUAAACACACACACACACACACACUUUAUAUUCAGAAGAACAUUUUAUAAUUUUUUUUUUUAUUUGAUUCCUUAGUUGAGAGUUUGUUUGAUUUAAAACACAAAAUGUUAAAAGUGUCUUUUAAAGCUCCAAAAGUUCACAGUUAUUUUGAUCGUCGUAUUUAGAGACUUUUCCUGAAGUUAAACUGAAGUAGAAAUAGUUGUUUUAAGAUCUGAACUUCAGUACAAACUCAACAGAAACCUGUUAAAUCCGGAUUUAUUUUAAAAAGUUUUUAUUUUUCUUGUGUGUGUUUGCAGGGAAGGACACCCGGCUAUAAAGCAUUACCACAUCAAACUGACACAAAGCUCGCCUCCACAGUUUUACCUGGCUGAGAAACACCCGUUCAGCUCCAUCCCUGACCUCAUCGAGUACCACAAACACAACGCAGCAGGUAAACACGCGACCAUCACCGAGUCACAGCGCAGGGUUAAAGGGAUAUUCCGGUGUAAAAUUAAUUUAGGGUCAAACACACUGUAGCACUUAGACCCCCCCCUCCAGAGAUGAAUGUUGUCGACCGCUUGAUUCUCUAGUUAAACCAACUUUAGUAACGACUGCAGGAUAGAAAUACAGAGAAUAUUAAUGACCAUUUCUUUAUCAUUUCCUUGAAGUAAUAAUCACCAUAUUAAUCAUUUUACAGACACGGUAGUUCUUCUGUCUUAGCGUCUCGGUCUGAUUGUAUUUACAUGAAGAAAUGAUCAUAAAUGUUCUUCCUCGAGCUGCGAAACUCCGCUGUAGACCGUAAUGGACUGUGGUCGUCAACAUUCAUCUCUGGAGGGGGUGUCUAACUCGGUGUUACCGUGUGUUUGACCCUAAAUUAAUUUUACACCGGAAUAUCCCUUUAAACAAAGGAAAAAGGACCCAAAUGCAGAACUAAGGAUUUAUUUAAGCAAAAAGGAAAAGUGCAACAAAAACUUACUCUCAAAAUGUCCGACUGAAAAAUCCAGAGGAAAAAAAACAUGAGGAGCAAAAUCCUGAACAAACAAAAAGGCACUGGGAAAAACUGGGGAUCCAAACAGACACUGACAUCGACCACAGACAGACAAUGAACAAACCAGUACAGAGGAGAAGACAGGGACUAUAUACACAAACAGGUAAACGAGCAACAGGUGAGGCAGACGAGACACAGGUGAGACUUAACGAAGGAGGGAAAAUUAGGGAAGUAAAACCAGACUAGAAACACAAGGAAUCAUGGAACUGGACAACAGAGGAACAGGAACACUAGGAAAAAUACACACAAUGCACUCAAGACAUAUCAUGACACAUAGAGCCUAAUCUCUGUGGCUGAAAAAUGAAACCAAAUCCAAAAUAAAGCAGUUCCCAGAGUGUCCACUAGAGGCCGGCUCCUGAAUUGAGUCAAGAUUUCACACCCAGUCAGUCCUAACAUUUUUGUGUUUGUGUGUGAGCAUUUACUCACAGGUAUCUGUGUGUGUGCUCCUCAUACCUUGCAUCUCGGAACCCAGCCAAGAAUUUGCACCAUGAGUGACUCUAAAAAAGUCAGAGUUCAGUCCCUCUUCAAAAGUUCAGUUCGCUGAGACGGAGCUGGGUGUGGUUGUGAGCCCAGUUUUAAGUAAGUGGAAGUUCCUUUUCUGCUGGAAAGGUGAUACUCCAUGUAUGAAAGAACAAGUCCACAUUGGGACUGACAUGCCGAGGCCCCUGACCUGAUGGCCACCCUGGUUUGUAUUGCACCCCUGUGUUUAUUCCUGGGGGUGGUGGGCUCACAGGGUGUCAUGGUUUGGUCCAUGGAUGCAAGCCUGGUCACAAGUUUGGCUCCGGGGGUUUUCCCUGGUUUCUCUAUUCCAAGUGUUUCAUAGGGGUUAUAAUAACAAUAAUAAUAACAAUACAUUUUAUUUAUAUUGCGCUUUACAUCUGAGAAAACAGAUCUCAAAGUGCAAACAUAAUAAAAACGACCAAUAAAAGGAGCAAAAGUCAGAAUAUAAAAUCAGCCCAGAAAGGCUUUUCUAAAAAGGAAGGUCUUAAGUCCUUUUUUAAAAGCAUCCACCGUCUGUGGAGCUCUGAGGUGGUCAGGAAGGACGUUCCACGGACAGGGAGCAGUAGCCUCAAAGGCCCUGUCACCCAUGGUCUUGAGGGAGGGGAGGCCAGUGCCGAGUGCAAAGGAUGGGGGUGAUGUGCUUAUGUUUGCGCCUCAUCAGGACCUUGGCAGCGCUGUUUUAGACAUAUUGCCUGGGAUCCUGAUGAGGAGUGCGUUGGUCGUCCUUGAACCACCACUGCAUCAUGGUUCCUUUGUCCCUGUGAAGCUUGGAGCCUUGUUCUUGUUGUUCUGCUUUCACUGCAGUCUCAGACUUUUUGGUUUUAUGCCUCUAUGAUUUCUUUGAAACUUUAGUUUUGUCUCUAUUUGCUCUGGCAAAACCUAAAACUAUUAUCAGAUUAACCGUAUUUAACCUUUUUUUUUUUUUUGGAGUGGUCUAAAAUGUCUGAAUAUUCAUGGAGAGUGUAAACGGUCUCUCGAUCCUGUUUUUCCUGUCUCAGGUCUCGUUGCCAGAUUGAGGUACCCCGUUGGGAAACAAGACAGUUCUGCUCCAUCCACCGCCGGUUUCAGCUACGGUGAGUUGGAUUCAGCGUUUUUGUUUCUCUUUAUCAUCUUUCUCUUUUCUCACCCUCUUCUUUUCUCUAAUCCAGAUAAGUGGGAGAUCAACCCCAGUGAGCUGACCUUCAUGAAGGAGCUGGGCUGCGGUCAGUUUGGUCUGGUGAGGCUGGGGAAGUGGAGGGCUCAGCACAAAGUGGCCAUCAAGGCCAUCAGAGAGGGAGCCAUGUACGAGGAGGACUUCAUCGAGGAGGCCAAAGUCAUGAUGUAAGGAGGGGGGGACAGGAAAUGAUAGAACAGAAAACUUAGCCUUCAUUUAACCUUUGCUACCCUCUUCUGGAGAUUUGUAGUAACUGCAUCAUCGUGCACUCAGAGCAGGCCUGCAGUCUGGGUUAUUACGAUAGAAGUAAAAUUCUAAUAUCACCAAAAUUACCUGUGCUCCAGGAAACUGUCUCACAAAAAACUGGUGCAGCUGUACGGCGUUUGCAGCCAGCAGAGGCCCAUCUACAUCGUCACGGAGUUCAUGGAGCACGGCUGUCUGCUGAACUUCCUCCGGCAGCGACGGGGCAGCUUCGGCGUGGGGUCCCUGCUGAGUAUCUGCCUGGACAUCAGCGAAGGGAUGGAGUACCUGGAGGCCAACGGCUUCAUCCACAGAGAUCUGGUGUUUAUCAGUUUAUUAAAUGUUUGAACGGUGCUUUGUUUAUCACUGGCUGGAUGUGGUCGGUGUCUUUUCCCUCCAAAACUAUAGCGGUCCUGUAAAUUCAUGUGGACACGUGAUGUAAAAGUGUCUUCUCCCUCUUGUGCAGGCUGCUAGAAACUGUCUGGUGAAUGACUCACUGAUUGUGAAGGUGUCUGACUUUGGCAUGGCCAGGUAUGAAUUCAACCCCAUCUGGAAAUUUUCUCACACAUUCCUUUACAGUCUCUGAUAAGCAUCAGGAAAUACCGGAUUACCUCUGAACUAGCUUCACUUUGACAGGCAGGUAGACGGCUGUUUGUAAUUGGUUUGUGUUUUUUGUAGGUACGUGUUAGACGACCAGUACACAAGCUCAUCCGGCGCCAAGUUUCCUGUGAAAUGGUCGCCUCCGGAAGUCUUCAACUUGUGCAGAUACAGCAGCAAGUCAGACGUCUGGUCCUACGGUGGGUAAACUUAACCAUCAACAAAUCAGAUAUGACACACUCAGCUUGACUUGAGUAGAAUCCAUUUAAAGAGGCUUCCAGAAAUUCCGUACGAGAUUCCGCUCUCUUAUCGGGUAUCUUGGUCUGUUUCCAGGUGUGCUAAUGUGGGAGGUAUUCUCAGAGGGUCGUAUGCCGUUCGAACAGAAUCAGAACCAUGAAGUGGUCGCUCUGGUAACUAAAGGUCAUCGACUAUUUAGGCCCAAAUUAGCCACUCCCACCGUCUAUGACAUCAUGCAGAUGUGUUGGCUUGAGGUGAGAGUGUUUCCUGAUAAAAUCCGUUUGACUGUAAAUGAACUUUUGUUUGUUCAUUAAAAUACAAACUUGUUAUUUCAUCUACUGCACACUUUGUUUUCAGAGACCAGACAAACGUCCGACUUUCACUCAGAUCUGCUGGAUGAUCUCUGACGCUCUAGAGGGCGACACCACCUCCCCAAGUUGACCAACUGACCAAUCAGCUUCUUCCACCUUUAACACCAACUGUGGCAGCCAUGUUGGCUCUAACAUUGAGCGUUCGUAUCAUGGUACUUACAGUUUUAGGAACUGACCAGUCAGAUGGGAAAGGUCGCCAAAUCAGAACUGCUGGAGCCGACCCUUCCACCAAUCACAGCGCAGCUGGACUGAUGGCUGAACGAAGUGGAGCUGCUGCUCAUGUUUGUUUCUGUCGUUUUGAGACUUUGACUCCGACAUGAACUGACAAAGAAGAAGAAAACAUGAUAACAACAUCAGCUCAGACCGGAGCGUCCUGUUCGUGAACCAACGAUCUUUUAGAUGAAACUUAAAAACCUUCAGAUAUCUAUAAAUGAUUAAGGGGCAUUAUCACGUAUAAAGAGAUUAAUUCAUUCCUCAGAUAAGACUUAUCUGUGAUAUGUUAGGAAUCUCAUCAGGUGGUUGGAAAUGUACUUUCUUUGUUUGCUUCAUCGCUGUGGUGCUAAUCUAGAUUUCAUGUCACAACUUCUCCUUUAAUAAAAAAUAAAUAUUGUCGAAAUCAA
Molecule: messenger RNA, 14053 nt
Organism: Xyrichtys novacula (pearly razorfish)
Lineage: Eukaryota; Metazoa; Chordata; Actinopteri; Labriformes; Labridae
Source: the annotation of a GenBank genome assembly